UUCGCUCUUUCUGCCUCCGUCAGCCCACCUCAAUUGUUUUCUUUUUGCAUUGCAGAAAUGACUCACCUGCAUCAAUUGCUGGUGCUCCUCGCGAUCGGACUCGCAACAGCAUGGAAGCCCUGUCCAGAGCUCAGUCCAGCACUCAGAUUUCCCUGCAGGUGCAAGCUGGAGCCCUUGGGGCUGAAUGGGGCCCUCUCGGCCGUGGCGAUGGACUGCGACCGCGUCGUGUUCCCGGGCGAGUCGCCGGUGCUGCCGGUUGGAGCCCCAAUUAUCGCCUUCUCGCAGCGCUUCAGUGGCCAGCAGGCGCUCCCGAGCCAGGCUUUCGCCACAUCGAGCCUCCCCCUGAGGAAUCUCGACUACUCACACAACUCCAUCCGUCGGCUGCCGGAUAAGGCAUUCGCAGGAAUCCAGGAGACACUCACGGAACUCCACCUCAACGACAAUCUGCUGGGCGACUCACUGAAUCCCAUCUUCUCCACGUCGGAGUUUCACACGCUCGCGAAUCUCCGCGUCCUGGACUUGUCUGGCAACAAGAUAAAGGCCAUCGAGGAGGGCAUCCUCAAAGGAUGCGAGAAACUUCAGGAGUUCUAUCUCGAUCGCAACAGCUUAUCCAGUGUCCCAUCCAUGUCACUGAAUGGACCAGCAGCACUCAAGUUCAUCUCACUGCGUGGCAACAACAUCGCCUCCCUCAGGACAGAAGCAUUCGCAGCCCAAUCGAACCUGGAGAGAGUCGAUCUCAGAUACAAUCGCAUUGGUCACAUUGAGGGAAACGCUUUCUCCGGCCUCAGCAACAUCAAGGAGAUCUACCUGGCCGGCAAUCGGCUCUCGCGAAUGAAUAGUGAUGUUUUCUUGGGCGCCUCUACACUCCAAAAGCUCGAUCUGUCCGAGAAUUUCAUCACAAACUUCCCGUCAGUGUCUCUCAGAGAAGUGGAGAAUGUGAAGGUUCUCAAUCUGUCUGCCAAUAUGAUCACCAGUCUGGACAGCUCGCACCUGGCUCAGGUGAAAGGUCUACAAAUACUCGACGUCAGCCGUAAUGGGAUCACUUCAAUCGCUCCGGGAACGUUUAGGGAUCUGCGAUCUCUCAAAUUCUUGGAUGUCAGUCUCAAUGCACUUAGAACGAUUGAGGAUGACGCCUUGGAAGGCUUGGAUGCUCUACAAACACUCAUCAUCAGAGACAACAAUAUUCUCCUCAUCCCUGGAAGCGCUCUCGGUCGACUCCCAAGACUCUCAAAUCUCUACCUGGACUUCAAUCGCGUCGCUGCACUCUCCUCGGACAUUCUGGGAUCAAUCCAGCCCGAAGAUAUCCGGUACAUGUCCCUUUCUCGCAAUGUCAUCCGUGAGCUUCCGCCAGCCAGCUUCCAGAUGUUCAAGAACCUCAUUUACCUGGACUUGUCAGGCAAUUCUCUAAUCGGCAUCAGUGCGGACAUCUUCGUGGGACUCGAGGAGGCUCUGCAAGAUUUAAGAUUGGCCCAGAAUAAGAUUGCCAGCAUUGGAAGCACUCCUCUUGCCCUCACUCAUCUCCUCAAGCUGGAUCUCAGUGAGAAUAAUAUCGUGGAUAUUCCCAGAAAUGCAUUCAGUGGACUUCCUGGUCUCACUCACCUGAAUCUGAGUGGAAAUCCUCAUCUAGGACCUCUUCCUCACACUCUCCUGCAGCCACUGAAGAAACUACGAAGUCUGGAUCUCAGUCGAGCAGGUCUAAAGAUACUUCCAAUCGAACUCUUGGCCAAUAAUCCCGAUCUCAGAGUUGUAAAUCUACAAAAUAACGCCAUUCAGGAGAUUCAGGAAGGAACUUUCUCCAAUCUGCGGAAUAUUACAUCCAUUGAUUUAUCAGAUAACAACAUAAUGACCAUCAGACCAUCGUCCUUUGUCAACAUCAUGAGUAUCCAGAGGCUGUCUCUCAGGGGAAACCAGCUGAGCGCCUUCAAGGGCGAGAUUUUCAAUACAGGAACUAGUCUUGAGGAGCUGGACAUAUCCCAAAAUCAAAUCAUCUACCUCUUCCCGUCUGCCUUCAGAAUCCAUGCUCGCCUCAGGAAGCUGGACAUCUCCAACAACAAGCUCAAGUUCUUCGUGUCUGAAUUGAUAGGAAAUCUGCAGUAUCUGGAACUGAUCAAUUUAUCCGGAAAUCUGCUGAAGAAUAUCGAAGAGCUGGACUUUGCCAGACUUCCGCGACUCAGGAGCCUCUUAAUAGCUAGAAACUCCAUUGAUACCCUCAGUGAGAUGUCCUUCCACAACUCCACACAACUGCAGAUCAUUGAUCUUAGUGACAACAGGCUGGAAAGGAUAGGAGAUCGCACUUUUGAGGGUCUGGUGCGACUUGAGAACCUGAACCUCGAAGGAAACAACUUAUCUGAACUGCCAGAGACCAUCUUCGAGAGAGGAAAGCUUCACAUGCUGGAGAAUAUUAAUUUGGCGAGGAAUAAUUUCGAAGUGGCUCCUCUAAAGUCACUCCAGAGACAGUACUUCUUCGUCUCUUCUGUCAACCUAAGUCAGAACAAGCUCAAACACAUCCCCGGAGAUGACAGCAUAAUGGUGAACAUCAAGGAACUGGAUCUCUCCUACAAUCCCCUCACCGAAGAGGCCAUCUCAAACAUCCUGAGCGAACCUAAGACAGUCAGGCAUUUGAAUUUAGCCGGAACGGGCAUUAAGGAAAUCUCGUCACUGGAAACACCCUUCUUGCAAGUGCUCAACAUCUCAAUGAAUCACAUCACAAGCGUCAAUGAGAGAGUCUUUAGCAGGGCUACUCUUCUCGAGAAUCUCGAUCUCUCAGGGAAUAAACUCCAGGAUAUGAAGAGUGUGUCGAAGAUCUGGCCAACGCUGAACUCUCUGCAGUAUCUGGACUUGUCCAAUAACUCCUUCGAGACCAUAGCACAUGGAGAUCUGGACAAUCUGGAGAUGCUAAAGUCCCUAUCAAUUGCCAAUCUUAAUCAUUGCAGCCGGAUUGAGAAGAACGCUUUCAAAGACCUGCCAAAUCUGUCCAAAUUGCGAGCCUACAACUACCCAAGAUUGGGCUAUUUGGAUGUUCAAGGGAUCCUAGAGGCACUGCCUGGUCUCGAGACCUUGGAUAUUGAGGUGAAAGAUGCCGCCGUGGGCAGCGAUCAGAUCCAACCAUCCCUGCAUCCAAGACUUAAAGAACUGGGGAUCAGAGGAUACAGGCUCAGGAGUAUCUCUUCAGGCACCUUGGCUGGCCUCAAAGCUCAGGACCUCAACAUCAAACUCAAGAACACUUCUUUAUCUUCCCUUCCGCCAGCCUUACUUUUCCCCGUUCCUCGAUCCUCACACUUAACGCUAGACAUCACAGGAUCUCGAAUUCCCGUCCUAUCGCCUCAACUCCUCACAGCCCUCGAAGACCGAAGGAAUAGCUUGACUCUCACGGGUUUAGACAGCAAUCCAAUCCACUGCGAUUGCAAUGCUCGAGCUCUCAGGAGAUGGAUUCCGGGAACUAGCAUGGCCGGUCUCAAGUGCCAAACGCCUGAGUAUCUUCAGGAUCGACUCCUGAUUGAAGUUGGGGAUGAUGAACUCACGUGUGAUCCCAGACGUCUUCCCACAACAACUCCAAGACCCACAAUGGUACUCUUGACUUCCAGCUCGACUCCUCGCGCCAUAAUGACAACAACUACUGAGCCAGAGAUCAUCUGGAGUCUGGCCCCAACCAAAGCUGCGCCAAAGUUGAAGACGAAGCCUCCACAGAUGAAGCAAGCGCCCAUGAAUAAUGACGACACCUUGAUAAUAGGGAUUGUGGGAGGCGUCGUGGCUUUCAUCGCGAUCCUGAUCAUCAUAAUCUGCAUCGUGCGUCUGAGAAUGAGCAGCGCUCCCUACCGCGGACCCAUGCCAAUGGGAAUUCCGCCUAUGCCAAUGGGUCCCGGAAGUGUUCAGAUGAGCUUCAAGGGUGCUCCGGGCCCUGCCCUCUACGCCGUUCCCCCCUACGCCCAGAGCUACGCCACACUGCCGCACAAGCUGCCACCUCCGCAUUCCGUCGUGGCACAGAGCCACGCGAAUCUCAGUCAGAUCAGGCCAGCGUUCUCCACAAUGGGCCGCGUUCCCUAUGCUUUCCCACAGCAACAACCUCCGCCGCCCUCCCAGCAGGCCCAGCAGCCACAGGGCACCUCCCACAAUGGCCAGCCUUACGUGAUCUACGACGAGAAAGCCUACAGAUAAUGGCUGAGAACCUAGAGAAGGGUUCAGUGCCUUGGACGAUCCCCUCUGUCACACUUCGACCUCUCUAGCUUUAUUCUCGCGUAAUAUUUACGCGCCAAUUUGUUUUUAUAAAGAUAAAUAUGUUGUUUUACGUGUAAAUAUAAGUGCAUUUAGACAAUUAACACUAUAUAUGACAGAAACAUAUACUCUGCAAGACAUUUUUUCUCAUAUUAUUAAAUGAUCUGUAAUUAAUUACUAAGGUAAUAUAUCUCAUAAAGUUAUAAAUCAUGUAAGACAAGACAGUGUAGCAAUAGGGAUGAUGUUGAAAUAUUUAAAAUUAUAAAAUUGUAGUUUCUAAUAGCACUGUAAGUCACUUAUCUCACGGCGCAACAUUAAGAAAAAAAAUUUUUAAUAAAUUAAUUGAUCGAGACGGAAUAUAGUUUCACUUUGCAAAAUCACUCGACAAUUUCACCAAAUGAGCCAAUUUGAGUAUCAAUAAGUAUUCUAUUCAGUCGAA
Messenger RNA from Phlebotomus argentipes, 4651 nucleotides. RefSeq names its product chaoptin. The coding region runs from base 58 to 4155 and encodes 1365 amino acids. The transcript has 5 exons. Gene Ontology annotation, molecular function: protein binding. NCBI's taxonomy places the organism in Eukaryota, Metazoa, Arthropoda, Insecta, Diptera, Psychodidae. The record is from RefSeq and is a predicted model, not a curated record.